Emiliania huxleyi CCMP1516 is the source of this 717-nucleotide messenger RNA. RefSeq lists its product as hypothetical. The coding region runs from base 1 to 717 and encodes 238 amino acids. The record is from RefSeq and is a predicted model, not a curated record. The transcript is spliced from 4 exons. Lineage: Eukaryota; Haptophyta; Isochrysidales; Noelaerhabdaceae.
AUGCCUGUGCGCAACGAGCCGCCCUCAUCUGGCGGCUCUGCUGCCGGUGGUCAGCUCAAUGCCAAGCUACUCAACGGCCACAUCUCGCAUGCCAGCAACGCUGACGAGCUGCUUUCGCUCUGCGCUGCCAACAGCACGAGGUUGAAUUACAUCCACGCUGCGAACCUGUGGAACAAACUUGGCAAGCAGCGCAUCGAGCGGCGGCACGAGGAGCAGCUGGAGCGGCUGAAUCCGUCGAGGUGGAGCGAGAACGACCGCUCUCAGCUGCACCAGUGGCAGCUCUGGCUCUUCCUGGAACGCGGCGCAGAAGAGCAGCAGCAUCUCCUCUCGGACUCCCAGCGCCUGCUUUUUCGCGAGGCCAUGCAGAUGAACGUAGCUCGCCCCUCUGGUUUGCAGCGUUCGGUCUCGGAUGCCCUUAGCGCCGUCCGGUCCGGCUUCGAGGAAGAGCAUCUUGAGCCGCGCACCGGCUACUCGCUCGAUCUGGCGCUGCCCUCGUCACGCAUCGCGAUCGAGGUGGACGGCCCGUCUCACUUCCUGCUGCCUGACAGCCAAGGCGUGCGCGCGCCCAACGGCCCAACGAAGCUCAAGCGGCGCCUCCUCGCCGCGGCUGGCUGGAGGGCGCCCGCAACGGUCUCGACACUCGAGCGCGAAUGCGGAAUGGUCAUUCCGCUGGCAUAUCUUGCGAACGGAUCGAAGCGCAAAAAGGACAGUCUUUGA